Molecule: messenger RNA, 767 nt
Organism: Plasmopara halstedii
Lineage: Eukaryota; Oomycota; Peronosporomycetes; Peronosporales; Peronosporaceae
Exons: 1
Coding region: 443-634 (63 amino acids)
Source: RefSeq, a predicted model, not a curated record
UUCUGAUACAAGACCCCUUAAUUAUUAGAAAAUCCAAAGGCAUUCUAAUAAUAAAAUGAAGCUUUGCUACUGCGUUGUUCACUUUACAAUUAUACAUACGCCAGGCAAUCGAUUUUUUAAGAUGCUAAGGGCGAUCAAGCGAAUUUUGACGAUGGCGGCGGCGUGCUAGCCGUUCACCUUGACACUCAAUCGCACCUUGCGUUGACUUUGUUUGAGAUGUGAACUCGCCAACGACCCGUGAAGGCCGUUUUGCCGUAGGCAUCUGACACUAUCGGCCAGUCCACUCACUAAAUAAGUAAAGCUCGAACCCCACUUUCGGUUCUUUCUACCCGCAUAGAGCUCACAAUAAUGAUAGAACGACCCCGACUGUUCUCCAUCCAGGAUAAUUGAGGGGAAAGAGAUCGAGUUGUUGGCGCAGCAAGCGUGGCAGCUAUGUGCACUGAUGCGUCAAAUAGCCGAUCAAUUGGCGUGUGGCGAGUGUGAUUCAGUUUUGUGUUAUGUUCUCUUUACAAAGGCGCGUCCAAUAAUUGCAAACUGUAGUAGAACUUCGGGUGCACUAAACGUGGGGUUCCACCGCCGCUUGCUAGCGCUUUUGAUGCAGACAGCCUGGACCUACAGUUUAAUGCAACGGUAACGUUGAGAAAGCAAUCGACAUUUGAAAAAGCUCUCACAAAAUUGCGUACGAUGCUCGCAUAUCCGCGUCCACCUUUUACUACAACAAUUCUUCAUUUGGUGAGGACUCAACUGCAGUAGUGACGAGCUUAGUU